AUGGCUUACAACCCCGUGCCCGCGCCGUCCGCAGACCACUUGGCUCGCGGUUACGGGGCUGCUGACUUUGCGCCCGCCCCCGCUCACGCCAGCGAUCCCCAGCACCCCGGCCGUUUCAACGAGGAGUUUGACGACCCGGUCGGCGACGGCGACCUCCCCAACCGCUCGACUUCGCGCGCCUCCUCGCACACGCUGAACCAGGGCGGCGUCUCGCGCAGCGGCACCCUGAAAAAGAAGAACUCGCUGAACCGCAAGUCGAGUCUGAAGCGCAGCGGCAGUCGACGAAGCAUGGCCGCCGGGAGCAUCAAGGGCGUCGCUGUGCAGCACGAGGGCGACCUGCACAGCCCGAACAACUUCAACAGCGUCUUCCAUACACCCGUCCCCACACAAGGAACGCCCACGGACAUCUUGGCAAACAGGUUCCAGGCUUGGCGCAAGCUCCUUAAAGACCUCAUAACCUAUUUUAGGGAGGUGCAGAGCUCUUACGAACACAGGUCAAAGGCCUUGAUGAAGGUUUCCAACGUCAUCAACAACCUGAGCGCUCCCUCGGACUUUCUGACCGACGGCGGCCUGAACGACGCCACCAGGAUCUUGCGCGACUACCACAAACAGUCGGUCAUCGAGGCUAACAAGGCGCGCGACAUCGAGAACGACGUCAUUGCCCAGUUGAGCGGGCUGAGAAAUGAUCUUGGCAACAAGAUAAAAGAGAUAAAGGGUCUUUCCGGCGAUUUCAAGAACUCGGUCGAUAAGGAAAAGGAAAACACGCGCAAGGCCAUCGCCCAGCUCGGAGACGCUCUCGCUGCCGUCGAAGUUGACCCGCACGCUGCUUCUGGAAAGGGUGACCCGUUUGUUGUCAGAUUGGCCGUCGAUCGUCAGGUUGAGAAGCAAAUUGACGAAGAAAACUAUCUUCACAGGGCGUAUCUCAAUUUGGAAGGCUCAGGACGUGAGCUGGAGUCCAUCGUGGUUGGAGAGGUCCAAAAGGCCUACAAUGCGCUGGCCGGAAUUCUCAAGCGUGAUGCCGACGAGGCUUACAACGCCGUAGAAAGGCUGCGCGCCGGUCCCGUCUCCAUGCCAAAGGAUCUUGAGUGGUCGCAGUUUGUUCAGAAUGACCCUCAUUUUGUCAAUCCCAGGACGCCUCUCCGCAGGGUUGAAGAUAUUGAGUACCCGGGCAAGCACCACUCCGCAGCAGUUGAGAUCAGAGCAGGCAUGCUGGAACGCAAGAGCAAGUACCUGAAGAGCUACACUCCAGGCUGGUACGUGCUGUCGCCUACCCACCUGCACGAGUUCAAGUCAGCCGAUCGGAUAUACUCGCAACCCCCCGUCAUGUCACUCUAUCUGCCGGAGCAGAAGCUCGGCACGCACUCGCAACUCGGUUCCUCCUCGCAAAAGUUCAUCCUCAAAGGUCGCCAAGCAGGCUCGAUGCACCGUGGCCACACAUGGGUCUUCCGCGCCGAAUCUUACGACACGAUGCUCGCAUGGUACGAAGAUAUCAAAACUCUCACCGAAAAGACCGGUGAAGAACGCAACGCAUUCGUCCGAAACCACGCGCGCAGCGUCAGCGCUGGUAGUGCACGUUCGGUAAGCAGCGACGGCCUCGAGGACAACGAGGCGGAUGAGGUCCCGUACUCGGCCGCGGACUCGGUGACUUCAAAAGACCCGAAUCCAGCGCCGCGACCGCAACCAGGUGGGCGAUUUCCUUCGGAUCUCCAGGUCAACCAUCACUUACAAGCUCCACUUUCGCCAUCUAGUGGAAGCUCCGAAGCCGAUUUUGAUGAUUUGACAACGGCCGCCGGGGGACUCCAAGGGAACCAUUACCCCUACGAACCAGACCAUCACGCUAGUGUAUCGUCUCCGGUAGCUGCACAGCAGCAACAGCAGCAUGCCACGGCCGCGCCGUCGAACUACCCGCCGCAACAACAGUACGCCGAUCCACCAUACGCCGAGCCGCAAUACGCCGAACAGCGAUUCCCCGUGUCCCAACAGUCGUACUCCCCCGUCUCGCCGGUGAACGACGCGCAACAACAACAAUAUCCCGUUGCCCAUCAAAUGGACGGUGCGUACCAGCAGGCGUACCCAAUGGGCUCCGAACAGGUAUCUUCCAUCCAACCGCCUCCAGCCACGAGGCAUGAGCCUGACCUUCAACGGCACGACAGCAGAUACGGUAGCUGGAUGACGCCUGCUGCCGGAGGCGCCGCUGCAGGCAUAGUCGGCGCGGAGGCAUACCGCCACUAUAACCAGCAGCACGAGCACGAACGGCAGCCAGACGAGCUGGCGGAGCUGGCUGGCGUAGACAACGCGACCGAGCCAGCCCGCCAGGGCGCCUUUUCAAGCGCCAUCCCCAGCCAGCAAAACUCCUCGCUCGCUUACCCUGACAUGCCCGCCACCGCUGACGCCACGUCGAACCCCUCGAUGAUGAUGAACACUGCUGACGCGCCGGACUACGUGGCGCCUGCGCGCGCGACGGAAAGCCCGGCCGCCAUCUUUGCCAACGCGGCCGCUGCUAAUGCCAACGGCACGAGAGGAUUUCCGGAUGCUGACGCGCAUGCUGCUGUCAGUGGUGAUGCGAAAGCGAAUGCGCACGCGCAUCCGACGGGGGGGAUUUUCCCGGCUGUGCUGAGGCAUGAUACCGAUGUUAGUAUCAGCCAGCUGCAUGUGCCGGGGGAGUAUCCUCGCACACCGGGCACGAGCGGCUUGCCGCCGGUGUUGAAGGAGGGGUGA
Molecule: messenger RNA, 2718 nt
Organism: Aplosporella prunicola CBS 121167
Lineage: Eukaryota; Fungi; Ascomycota; Dothideomycetes; Botryosphaeriales; Aplosporellaceae
Exons: 4
Coding region: 1-2718 (905 amino acids)
Source: RefSeq, a predicted model, not a curated record